Capsella rubella is the source of this 717-nucleotide messenger RNA. RefSeq lists its product as uncharacterized. The transcript has a single exon. Lineage: Eukaryota; Viridiplantae; Streptophyta; Magnoliopsida; Brassicales; Brassicaceae. The record is from RefSeq and is a predicted model, not a curated record. The coding region runs from base 262 to 636 and encodes 124 amino acids.
AUUUUCUAAAUUGGCUACGUAACUUAAACAAUGCACAAUGAUUAAUUAUCCUACAACUACACUAUUUAAAUAUUAUAUAUCAACAAGACUAUAUAAAUACAAUCAUACUACUACUCUCUCUUACAAUAACCACAAACAAACAAUACUUCUUUUCUCUUCAUCUCCAUUGCCUUCUUAACUCCUCUCUUCCAAGAAUUUCAAACCUGAAUCUUCAUCUUUGAUAUAUAUAUACCAUACAAAGAAAGAAAACUAAUUCCAAAAAUGCAAAUGCUAAGAACCCUAAGCACAAGGACAAGGAGCCGUCGCAGCGGAUAUGAGCGUGUAAGCGAUGAUUCCACUUUUAGCUUACUCGGAGCAAAGCUGAGGAGGUCAACUAGCGUCCCAUACUAUGCUCCAUCGAUAAGACUUGGUGGAGAUCUUCCUGUGAUCUUGGAAAAGCUUCCAAGCCAAAAGCCAAAUAAGACAGUGGUGACAAGCAAACUGAGCCAUCCAAUCUUCAGUUUAUUUGGUGGUUAUCGCCGUGGUAGCAAGAAGAAAGCAACGGCUAAACCAGAGUUCUCUAGAUACCAUGAAUACCUUAAAGAAAGUGGAAUGUGGGAUGUGAGAUCUAAUACUCCUGUUAUCUACUUUAAAUAGAUGUAUAUAUAUCAUAUGUUAUGAUCAUGUUGUGUUCAUUUGUAAUACUAUUUGUGACAAUCUAAUCAUGUGAGAUAAGAA